AUGCAUUCCACCACAGCAUCUCUCGUCCUCUCGGCGGCGGCACUGGCGGCUGCGAAGUACACCUUCGACCCUCUGAAGCACAUGUCCGGCAUCGCUCCCUACUUUGAGCCCCACGACCCGACAAGCAACUUCGACCCUGCGCCGCCUCAAGGCUGCAACGUCACGCGCGCCGCCUACCUCGUCCGCCACGCUGCCAUCUAUGCCAACGACUUUGACUACGAGUCCUACAUCGAGCCCUUUGUCAAGAAGCUCGAGGCAAGCCAGGGAAACAGCUCCAUCAACUGGGACCGCUCGCACGCCCUGUCCUUCCUGACCACCUGGACAAGCCCCAUCGAAGAUGAAGAUAUUGAAAAGUUGUCCAAGGUCGGCAACCUGGAAGCCAUGAAGCUGGGCGUCGACGUCUACGAGCGCUACCAACACUUCAAGCAACCAAAGAAGGUUUGGACCAGCUCUGCCGAGCGCACUGUUCUCAGCGCCGAGAGCUUUGUCGAGGGCCUUGCCAUCAAGGAGAACGAGACGGAGAUCGUCCAGAUUGGCGAGUACAAGAAGACUGGCGCAGACUCGUUGACCCCUUACAAGGCCUGCCCUGCCUACUCUGGCAGCAGAGGAAGCGACCAGUCCAUGGUCUUCCAGAAGAAGUACACGGCCCCCAUCAUCUCGCGUUUCCGCCAUGAGGUUCCCACCUUCAACUGGACCGCCUCGGACAUUUACGGCAUGCAGCAGCUGUGCGGCUACGAGACUGUCAUCCGUGGCGACUCGCCCUUCUGUUCUCUGGACCUGUUCAGCCCCAACGAGUGGCUCCAGUUCGAGUACACCAACGACAUCAUGUACCACCACAACACUGGUUACGGCAACCCUGCUUCUGGUGCCCUCGGUUACCCUUGGGUCAAGUCCUCGACCGACCUCUUGACUGCGCAGAACGCUAGCCAGGACAUUUACGUUUCCUUCACUCACAGAGAACUUCCUCCUACCGUCAUUGUCGCCCUCGGUCUCUUCAACAACACUGCCUACUCUGCCUCUGACGAUGUCAACGCCACCAUGCCAUCUGAUGGAAUCAACCCCAACCGUGUCUGGCAAAGCAGCAAGUUCAUGUCCUUCUUGACAAACAUUGCCAUCGAGCGCAUGGAAUGCGACAGCUUUGGCUUCCAAGACAACGCCAACCAGACUGGCGAGUACUACCGCAUCUUGGUCAACAAGAACCCUCAGCUCUUGCAGGAGUGCACCGACGGCCCUGGUAUGAGCUGUUCGAGAGAAGCCUUCCAAAAGUUCAUUGAUGAGAAGACCCAGAGAUUCUCAAACUUUUCGGAGGAGUGCGGUGUCACUUACAGCAACUCGACUGAUGCUCUGACCAUCUACAACUCUUAA
This is a messenger RNA of Aureobasidium uvarum, 1365 nucleotides long. The record is from the annotation of a GenBank genome assembly. Lineage: Eukaryota; Fungi; Ascomycota; Dothideomycetes; Dothideales; Saccotheciaceae.